This is a messenger RNA of Aspergillus clavatus NRRL 1, 303 nucleotides long. RefSeq lists its product as uncharacterized. The coding region runs from base 1 to 303 and encodes 100 amino acids. Lineage: Eukaryota; Fungi; Ascomycota; Eurotiomycetes; Eurotiales; Aspergillaceae. The transcript is spliced from 3 exons. The record is from RefSeq and is a predicted model, not a curated record.
AUGGAUAAACUCACCAGCUUCGCCUCCAAGUUCGCCGGCAGCGAGUCCAACCAGGACUCCGCCCCUGUCCAGAACCAGGCCCAGAACCAGCCUCAGGGUCAGAACCAGAACCAGAACCAGAACCAGGCGGUGGCCGAGGAGGAUUACCUCGACCGUGGCCUCGAUGCUCUGGAGCGCAAGUUCGGCGGCGGCAAGGUCGACCCCGUCAAGAUGCGGGCCACCAACGAGAAGAUCACCGACGGCGUGAGGGCGCAGUUCGAGAAGGCGACGGGAUAUAAGGUGCCGGAGAAGUUUUCCAACUAG